AAACUGUGAAAUGAAAAUAUGAAACAUUUUUUGUGUUGUAUGUAUUGUAUAUUUUAAAACAUAAUUGAAUAUGGUGUCAUAUUCAUCAAUUAAUUUAGUAGAUUCAAUAAUCGACGAGGUGGCAUUAGAAGGUUUGGAUGGUAUUACUAUAGAAGCACUAUGGUUACGUUUAGCUCAUCGACUUCACAAUUCUUUACCAUUCCCAAGACCAUUUAUGACUCAGAUAUGGUCAAUAUGCAUGCUGAUCAGAGAAUUUUCAUUUUACAAAUUAGAAACUCCAAGGGAACCACUUGUAAUUUUCGAUCGCUAUCAGUUUGUGGAUCCUGAUUUAGGUAUCAUAUUGGAACCAGAAACUGUACCUCCAGAUAUUUAUCCACAUUGUCCUGUGAAUGAUGUUGCAAAUGGUAUUAAAGGAUCUUGUUCUACUUAUAAUACUCGGGAAGAUAUCACAGGACUUGUAAGAAACCUUAGCUUAGAAGAAGUUACUAAAAGAUAUGGACAAAAGUUAGUUAUUGUUGCAUCACAAUGUGCUAGAAAUCAUGCCCUAAUGGGGGACGAAAUAUCUCCAAUACUUGAAUUAAAUGUAAAACAGUAUUGUUUUCUAGAAAGAGUAGGUAGAUCACGAUAUCAUGGCGAAGUUACUCAGGGAAAACUUAGUCUCAGUGCACUAAAAGAAGAUUCUAAAAGCUUAUUUUAUAUUCGAAAAUUUUUACUACGUUAUAAGCUAAUAACGAAACAAAUACAUCAUCAGAAAAGUGAUAAUUAUGGUUGUAAUGGAAGUCUGUUACAUCUUCCAAGGUUUUUUGUUGAAAGAAAACCAAAAAUGAUUUUCUUGGCAGAAGAAGUUAUCAAAAUUCUUAAAUCAAAACCCAAUUAUGUUGCAGAAUAUGAUGAAAUAAAACGUAAACUGCAAAUUGAAAAAGCAUUAAGCAAAUUGUUUAAAACUUCAUUUUUCCAAAAAGUUGUGAAAACAGAUAUUAAAAUACCAUAUAGAACUUUAUAUCCUACAGCAUCACCAGAAGAAUGGCAGCAGAAAAAUGAUUCUACAAAGGAGAAGAAAAUUAAAGUAGCACAGUUAUUACUGCCAAAUAUUAAUAUCCUUGAAGCAUGGAAUAAAGAUGAAAUACAAGAUGAAGAUGAAUCUCAAGAGAUAAAUAUUUCAAAUCAUAGAUAUGGUGUGCCAUAUUUGAAACAAGCAAAUACAAUAAUUGAAGAUAACAGAAUUGAUGGUGUAUGCCAAGGAAGUUUGGCUAAAAUAAUGGGAUUAACGAAAUUACAGUCACGGACGAUUUUGCGAAACAUAGUUAAAACGAAUAUUGUUGCUACUUAUAUGAGUGACAUUGGUAGACAAAGGCUUGCAAAAUAUGUAUCGAAAAGGUAUGAGAAAGCUAGUAAGCUAAGUAAACAGUUUGAGAAAGAAAUGCAUAAAAUUAAAGAACUUACAAAGCAAAUUACGACUGAAAAUGAUAGCUUGGAAAAAACUAAAACGAUUAUAAAGCAAGAAGAAAAUACUGUUAUUAAUGAUGAAAAGGAGAGCGUAGAAAAGGUGGUUGAAUCUGAUACUGUUGAUAAGGAUGACCUACCAGAAAAAAGGUCGUACACUGAAAGAGUAGAAUUACAAAAAACGUUUUAUGUUGUUAAUCGUAUAUUAUAUAAAUAUCAUAUAACAAAACGCCCAAAUAGAUAUAAAUGCAUUUUCUCUAACUACUUAUUGGAUAAAAUUAAUAAAGUUCAAAUAAAAAAAGAAAAUUCAUACUCUAAUAAUAUGUUACUACAAAUUUCUGAAUUAUCAAAGAAUGAAAAGACAGUAGCUGCAUAUAAAAAUAUAAAAGUUGACAUAAAAGUUUUUAAAUCAAAAGAUGAAGAAAAACCAGAAAAUGAAAUAUAUGGAUUUAUGGAAGAUAUACAAAAUAGUGAGAAGAAAAGUGUGACAAAUAUUACAUAUAGAAUAUUGCGAAGAGCUAAUAUGAUUAUGGAAUCAGUUAAAAAGCAUAGAAUCAUUGAUGAUACGACAAAGUUAAUGAAGAUGAUAUAUGAGGAAGAAGAUAAAGAAGGGUAUGAUGUAAAAAUCGAUAAAAAAUCGUUAAUAAGAUUGCUACAAAAGCUUGCAAAAGAUAAUUUAGUGAAAUAUAUAAAAAUAACUCUGAGUGGAAAUGGUAAAGAGAAACAUUUAACAUAUAUAUGUGAUCCAAACAUUGAUGUUAAUAGUACCAUUAUUCAGUCAACCGUGGAACAAGCAAAAUUGAAAUUCUUUUUCAUGACUUCUCAAAAACCUAGAUCGUCUCUGAAACACACAGAAAAUACAACAAAAUUUGUAUUAAACAAAGAUGUUGAUGAUGCAUAUAAAUUUGAAACUGAUCAAUCUCCAUUUCAACAAUCUACAAUACCAACAAGAUCUAAAUGUAAUUCUAGAAUAUCAAGAAAAUACGGAUAUAGUCCGAAAUUUCUUCGUAUGAAAGCAUUACAUAUCUUUUUAUUUUAUUUGGUUUAUGAACAUCCUGGUGAUCAAACUCUUUCAAAAGCAGAACAAAUACAAAUUUUACGAGAUAAUGAUUUUAACAUUACAGAAGAGUUAACAGAGGAAUUUAAUACAAUUUAUACUAAAGAUGUUAGCUGGAAAAUGUUUGUUCCGCCUUUGCCACAAUAUAAUGGUUGGCCUCGAGGAUGGACAUUAAUGUGUGACUUUCUUUUACGACUUCCUUUAUCGAUAUUCUUGAAGAUUCAUUACGUUUCAUUUACAAUACCAGAAAUGGACAAAUAUAUAAAUCAUCCUAUUCGGAAACAUUAUUUAGUUAGAGAUUUACCAGUUGAUAUUCGAAAUUCUUUGUUCUAUGCACGGAAGUAUGUAUUCCAUAUUCAUGAAACUGUAACAAGAUUAUGUUAUAUUGGAUUGGUACAGUUUGGACCACAAAAAUUAAAAGAUAAGGAUCAAGUAUUUAUUUAUGUGAAUCGUCGUACUGAAUUAAUGGAUACGACAUCUUCUGCUCCUAGUUAUCAUGUAAUUGAAGAUAAACAGUAUCUCAUAAUGAAAUAUAACUUUACCGGAAUUCAGGUAGUUGAGAAAUACUGGUAUGAUAUGUGGAAUACAUGUAUGAACACGCCUUUAGGCGGACGACUUGUUGUUGAAGGAAAAGAUAUAGUAUUAGAGGAUUUGAAUAAGAAAGUUGAUAUGAUUCAAUCAGUGGUAGCUCGGUCUCCAGAAGAAGCUGUCAAAUUUGAUACUGGCAAAGUACCUGGAGAUCGCAAAGGUGCUGCUGGAACAGAUUCAGCGUGUUGUGCUUAUCUUAAAAGAAAUUGGAAUUGGGGUUUCUCUAGUUUUGAAGUCCAGCAGAAAAGGAAACAGCAGAAUAUAGUUUAUGAAAGAGACUUGUAUCUUUCUAAAAUAAAGGCAAAACCUUUUAGAUUUACUGAAUUUUCUGGUUUAAAAACAGUAUCUGGGCCUCCUUCUUUAAGUGCAACAGAAUUCAAAAAGAAGGUACAAACUAAAAAUAAUGAAAAUUUGGAUCAGCAGAACAAAUAUGAAGCGUUGACGUCCCAGCGAAGCACGAAGCAAAAAUCUUAUGUUAGAAGAGUACAGCCUCGUAAAUGUAGUAGUAAAAGACGAACAAAGUAUGACGAGGUUGAUUAUCGAGCAUUACAACGGAUGCACAAAUUACGAGUAAACUGGAAACCAUACGAGGAUAAGAUUUUGCUUGUUUGUAAGGUCGCUAUGAUAUAUUUUUGUCCAAAUCCACGUAAACAAGUAAUAACAUUUUCUACAGUAAGAGACGUGCUACGGUCAUAUUCAUACAGUUCACAUAACAAAACGUCAAAAGCUUGUCAACGACGACUUUUAUAUAUGCUCAGACAACAACGAAACGUUAAUACUGUUGCUUUAGGUGUUGAAGAACUCAAACAGAAUUUUUUCCUUAAAAAGCGGUUUGGUGGUAUUGUGAAUAAACUCAAAGAAGGACAUAAAAGCUCACCUGAAUAUGAGAAGCAAGUUACAGAGGCGUUCAAAUCACUUGUAGCCUACAUUGCAAAGAAGUAUUAUGAUAUUUCAGAUGUUGGAUCUAAAGAACCACUGCCUGUACCAAAAACAGUGCAAGAAUUUAAUUUAUUUUACAAAGUUGUACAUCCUACAAAACCAUUCCAUAAUCGUGGUUUCACAAAAGAUAUUCAAAAUAUCAAUGACAUACACUCUGCAGUCGUAAAUUCUGUCAUUAAUAGUUCCAUGUGUUGUGGAAAAGAUAGAAGAUCCUGGACAUAUCAACUAUUUAAAAUAUAUCAACAAUAUCCUGACAUGUUGUUAAGAAAUGCUUUGACAAAAAUUCAUAGUGAUCAAAUGGUUACUAUUAAAAAGAAUCACUUGCCUAAUAUAAGAAAACAUGGCAAUUAUAUGCCGAUGAGUAGUUCUCAGUAUCAAUUAAGUAAUACUUAUAUAUAUAAAUUUCAUACUAAAUGGCCAUAUGCUUUAUUCAAAGAAUCAUAUGAUGUUUUCUAUAAACUUAGUAAUUGGUAUUGUCAUAAUGAAAUGAAUGAUCAAAACAAAACAUCAGAUAAUUUUAGUGGCGUCGAAAUAUCCUCGAUUACUGGUGGUUUAAUAGGAGCGAUACAUGAUUAUAUUGUACAAGAUCAAAUAGAUUUUGAUAUUGAAAUACCUGAUCAAGUUAUAAUGCUUGAUCCUAGAUUAAAAGAAAAAGAUGAAACAUACUUUAGAAUAGCUAAACGAUAUCAAGAUAUAUUAGUUAAUUUAGAUAAUUUGAAAUUUAUAAAAGAAUUUUCUUUGCAAAACAAUGGUGCAAUGAUUGAUCUUGAAAAGCAUGACGACAAAAGCUUUGAUUCCCAUACUGCUACUUUACAUUAUAAUAAUGAUGUACAUAAUGUUGAUGGAAAAUCAGAUAAAGAUGGUUUCUCGGAUUUAGAUACAGAGAAGAACACACAUCUACAAGAAUUUGAAGGUGAAAAAACAAAUUUCGAAGAUCCGAAACCUUUUACUGAUUGUGACGAAAUAAAUUUCAAUACUGAUGAGGAGAACGGCCGUAAUGUAAUUGAUGAUAAACAAAAUAUAAUUAAAUUUCAAGAUGAAAUUAAAAUUGUCUUAAACAAAGACGAUGUCGAGCGUUUAACACUUUGUGAUGACGAUUCAAUAAUGGAAACAGAAGAAGAUAAAAUAUGUACUGUCGAUAAUCCUAAAAUAGAUAAUGAGGUGCAAGCAAGAGAUACUGGCGAAAGUUUAUAUAAAUUGCCUGAAGUUGAAAAUGUGAUUCACGUACAACAUAAUCCUGCAUUAUUAUUGGAAAGUACAAGUAGUAAAGAUGAAGAUAGAAUGUUAAAUAUUGAAAAUUCAUCUUCAUUCCAUUUAGACCUACAAUUGAAUGCCGACAAAGAAAAUAAAUUAAUUACUUCUGAGAGAAAAAGGCGAAGGAAUGAUAAUGAAGAUAUGUUUGAUUUAGGUAAACCUGCUCAAAAGAAGAAAAUAUUAGAUUGUAAAAUUGCAGAUGUAGAAGAGAAUGAAGAAGUAUUACGAAGAAAUGAUGUCAUUUUGAUUGAAACAUCAAAUAAAACACAAAAUGAAGAUUUAAGAGAACAUUCCACAAAUGAAACAAUUGAAAUUAAUGAUGCAAAAUCUAGUAACGAACAAUAUAUUUCGAAUAAUGAACGUGAAAUUUCAUUACAACCAAAAAAGGGCAGUGGAAAUGGUUUUACACUUGUUAGUGAUAUCCUAAAAAAUAUUCCAACAGAACAGAGUUGUUUGAAUUCAUAUUGCAAGAUUGAUGAUUCAGAUGUACACAAGCGGUACACUCGUAUAGCUUUAUUGCGAAUGAGAGAAGAAUUAAGCGAACUCACAGUAGCAGAUAGUCAUCAUGCACAUGAAUAUUUUGUCGUAAAUAUGUUCAAAGUUUAUUAUUCUUUACAUCGAUCAAACUCACAAAAAAUUGAUAAAACUGAAGCCUUUAAAGAUCUAUCAAUACCCUCAGAUCUAUUACCUUUAAGAUUAAAUGCUAUAAAUGACUUAAUACAAGAAAUAAAUAAAUUUGCAGUUUACCCUAAAGAUGGUAUUUCAUAUUCUGAUUUCAAAAAAAAUGUGCCCAAUAAUUGUUCAAUGGAUUUGAACAAUAUGGAAGCAAUUUUUAAAUUUGUAUGCGAUAAAAAAGAACUUGGAGCUACUAUCCAAGAGUUGAUAGAUGAAUUUGAAGAUACAUUAGGAGAAAAUUUAUACCAAAUCGUUUCUUUCCUUACCAAUAAUCAUCUAUUCCUGCGAUCCGGUGUAACUACGGUUCGAUAUAUACAUCAUCGUUAUGCUGAUUCUUGGCUAAUACAUUCAUAUAAAAUAAGCCGUCUUGAAAAAGAAUCGCUUAUACCAAUGCCUAAAGGAACUAUAUAUGUGACAGAAUCUGGAGAAGCAUUAAACAAAGAUAAUGAUAUAAAUAUGAUAGAAGAAACCAAACAAAAUCUUACUAUACCAUUAGAAAAUGAAUCAUCCAAAAUUGCUGGUGAAAAUAUAGCUGAAAAAAAUAUUCAGCCAGAGACAAAAGACUAUAAUGAAAAUAAAAAUGAAGAUUCCACUAGAGAUACAUCUAGUCAUAGUGAUGAAGAAUACAACACAGAGAUGAAGAAGAGGAUGUCAAGAAAGAGGAUUAAAUUACUACCUCAGAAAGAUAAAUCUAAAGCUGUGAAACAGUUAGAUUCAAAUAACAAGCAAGAAAUAAAGGUAGUUAUAAAACCAUGGAUUCGAGUAGAUGGUGUUUUAAAUCGUAGGGUACUUGAUCGUAUGUUGGGAUCAAUUUUGUCAUACUGUUUAACACAUCCGGGUAUAUCGUUAUCAAAAAUACAAAAUAGAUUUGUCCCUGCUCUGCAACCAUAUCAUACACGAGAAUUAGUCGAGAUAUUGAUAAAGUUGAGAUGCUUGGACAAAAUACUCUUGAAAGAACCACGUGUGACAUUAUUUUCAAAGCCAUCACAAAUUAAACCAAAGAUUGUAAAUAAUGAUUGGGCUAUUGAUGAAGAUAUUUUCGUUGAACCUACAAAUGGAGCAACAUUAAAAUUCGGAAUAUUUUUAAGCACUAAAAUGUAUAGUACAGAUUUUAUUACAUAACUAGCAAAAUUAAAUU
Messenger RNA from Bombus terrestris (buff-tailed bumblebee), 7094 nucleotides. RefSeq names its product general transcription factor 3C polypeptide 1. The coding region runs from base 71 to 7078 and encodes 2335 amino acids. Gene Ontology annotation, biological process: 5S class rRNA transcription by RNA polymerase III; transcription initiation at RNA polymerase III promoter. NCBI's taxonomy places the organism in Eukaryota, Metazoa, Arthropoda, Insecta, Hymenoptera, Apidae. The transcript is spliced from 8 exons. Gene Ontology annotation, cellular component: transcription factor TFIIIC complex. Gene Ontology annotation, molecular function: DNA binding. The record is from RefSeq and is a predicted model, not a curated record.